Triticum dicoccoides is the source of this 498-nucleotide messenger RNA. Its product is annotated as basic endochitinase A-like. Gene Ontology annotation, molecular function: chitinase activity. The record is from RefSeq and is a predicted model, not a curated record. The transcript has 2 exons. The coding region runs from base 1 to 438 and encodes 145 amino acids. Gene Ontology annotation, biological process: defense response to fungus; chitin catabolic process; cell wall macromolecule catabolic process. Lineage: Eukaryota; Viridiplantae; Streptophyta; Magnoliopsida; Poales; Poaceae.
AUGGCAGGAUCGAAAAUUUCUUACAGGGAUGGGGCACUGCACCCAUUGGGGUCGAUCCAGCUCUCCCACAACUACAACUACGGGCCGGCAGGCCGGGCCAUUGGGGUCGAUCUGCUGCGCAACCCAGACCUGGUGGCCACGGACCCGACAGUGUCGUUUAAGACAGCGAUGUGGUUUUGGAUGACGGCGCAGGUGCCAAAGCCGUCGAGCCAUGCCGUGAUCACGGGCCAAUGGAGCCCACCAGGGACGGACCGGGCUGCGGGGCGGGUGCCCGGGUUUGGCGUGAUCACCAACAUCGUCAAUGGCGGGAUUGAGUGCGGGCAUGGGCAGGACAGCCGAGUCGCCGAUCGGAUAGGGUUUUACAAGCGCUACUGUGACAUUCUCAGAGUUGGCUAUGGCGACAACCUCGACUGCUACAACCAGAGGCCCUUCGCUUAACUAAUUAGUUAUAUAUAACCCCUCCAAACAAAAUAUAAUAAGAGCAUCCUCUCUCAUCUA